Messenger RNA from Botrytis cinerea B05.10, 3016 nucleotides. RefSeq lists its product as hypothetical. NCBI's taxonomy places the organism in Eukaryota, Fungi, Ascomycota, Leotiomycetes, Helotiales, Sclerotiniaceae. The coding region runs from base 107 to 2842 and encodes 911 amino acids. The record is from RefSeq and is a predicted model, not a curated record. The transcript has a single exon.
GUGUAUAUUUUCAAACCCAAACACUUCUUUGUUCUCCAAAAGUGAAGUCUACAGCUUCGAGGUAUUUGAUUUUUUUCAUCAUUCAUGCAAUUGCAAUUCAGGAAUCAUGGACCCAGAAACCACUGCAAAAUUUGAAAGAAGACAAUCCGAACAAUCAGAUCAUUAUGGUGCCCAUGAAGAAGUCCGUCAAUCCUACAAGACAGUUAUUCAAGAGAGGGAUGACCUAAGACAAUAUGUGAGUGAGCUUGAGGAACAGGUACUACCCCGCUUCGAUGUAAAUGGCACAAAUCUCGCGGAGAUAUUUGUUACCCAAAAGAACAAAUAUCUUGAGCGAGUGAAACAUCUCGAAGGCGCUACAGCCGAAGCCGAAACCGAGCAGUCUUAUGAAAUUCACAGAGCGCAGCGAGAGAAGACUGGGCUACAGCAUCAAUACGAUGAGCUACACCAACGAACGUUUGGACAAAACGGAUACAGGGAUCGAUUGGAAAGUGCGCAUGUUGCGCUCGAACUGGCAAAUGAUCCUCUACCUCCCGAUACUGUGGAACUUGCCAGGCAAUUAGCGCAUGCAAAGAAAGAGAGGGAUGAGUUCGAUCACGAGGCACGUAGGUUGGGGUCAUGGGCCGAAGAGUUGAAACUUAAUUGGAAUGCUUCAAUGAGCGACGUUGAAGAAUUAAGGAAGCAAAAGGCCGAAUGGACAAAUAUACAAGAUAAUUCGAUUGCUUUGCAGGAAGCCAACAAGGAAAUUGAACGAUUACGGGGGGUGAAGGAGAUAGAGGAUUCUUACCUCGUGGAGGCAUCAAAGCGACAGGUUUCACGGCUACAAGAAGAAAAGAUUGCCUGGGAAGAAGACCGAAUGAAGUUGGAGGAUCGCACUGCAGAAUUAUCGCUAACAAUAAGAACUCUGGAGGACAUGUUGGCUGCUUCAGAGGCUCAGCAUCCGCCUGGUGUACAAAUGGCCGAUAUAGGCAGUAGCGAAGCGGUACGCUCAUCAGGAUCAGAAAUCCUCGGAGAUGCCGUCUGGAGACAAUGGUCGGAGAGGUUAUGGAAUCAUAUCCAAGCCAAGCCUCAAGCAGUAGAAGGUCUCUUUAGUCUAGCUGCAGCAAAUUUGUAUCGGCCUGGGGGCGCACUACCAGAUGUAGACCCGGGACCUGAGAGUCCACGUCAACAAUUCCCAGGUGUAACUUGGGUCAAAGAAUUGAUUGAACUAGCUUGUAAUCGACCAGUCGCUCCAUUUGUUGAAGAAAGCACUUGGAGAGAAUGGGCAAAUGAAAUAAAUGAUUUUGUUCUGACUGUACCUCGCGAGAUAUCUGCGUUGUAUCAGUUGGCCGAAGAAGGACAACAAUUAGCAGGUGCAGAAUGGAUUCGUCAACUCAUUGCAUAUGCUACCCAAUUACCUUCCCACUCGGAGCAUCCACGUACCCUCAAAGAAUAUCAGCUCAGCGCUAAAGUUAAGGAGACUGAGGCCCGAAUCGAAGAGCUCGAAAGAGGCGAAGCGGAUAGAGAUGAAGCAAUCGGUCAUACUCAAUUUCUGAAUGCCACCAACCUGGCACUUGAACAGGCACUUGAAAAAGCAAACAACAAAUUCGCAGAUAAAGAGCAGGAGCUGGAUGGAAUAGCGGGCCAAUUUGAAGAUGAAAUAGAACAAUUGAAUAGGCAACUCAAAGAAUCAUAUGAGCAGAAAAAUCUUUUCAAAGGCUUAUACGAAUCGAAAAAUGAAGCUCGGGAGGAAAAGGAUGAAAUCAAAAAAUUGAAACAUGAUCUCAAAACGGCGUACGAAAGGGGGAAUCAUUUUAUAAAGGUCUCUGAGAGAGGAAAGGUACUUUCAGAUGAACAUGAGGAUGUUUGGAAGCAGAAGUUUGAUAAGGAAGUUGAGGGCGCAGAUAGGCAUGCAGCUGGCUUGGUUGAAGAAGCAGAGACAUUACAGGGGAGAUUAAAUGGAGCGCAUGGGGUUAUCGCCCAAUUAGAAAAUGAGGUCAAUGAGUUGCGAAGCCAACUCACUGAAAGGAAUGCAGUCGAUAGCGGCUCAGGUCAAAGUAUAGCUGUUACCGCGCCCUCUGAAGCCCCUGAAAAUACACCCUCAAGUCACACUCUUUCCGAAGAAAGAGAAUCCGUAUCCGAGGAGCUCAAAAUCGUAAAGACGGAUCUCUAUAACACGCUCGAAGAAGUGGAAGAACUUAGACUUAAGCUUGGCUUUGCAGAUCGUGCAUUUAUGGAUAUGAAGGAAGAAUUUGAGAAGAAGAUUAAUACUAUUGAGAAUAAUGCGAAAGAGGAGGUCACAGAAAAGGAAAGGAUUGAGGAGAAAUUAAAGAUUGCGGAGGAGAGGUUUGAGAGGGGAGUUGAGGCUGAGGUCCGGAGGUUGGAGGAGGAGAGGAUUCUAAAAGGGAAAGGGAGAAAAGCUGCACCCGGAGCACUCAAACCUAAAACCAAAGCUACAGGAGCAGAAGAGCUUGAAAGCCCUCCGAUCUCACCGGUCGAAAGUCCGCCGGUGAGUCCGGAUAUUCUAAUGAAGGGCGAUCCUGAAUAUCUUGGCCCAAAGGAGAAGAAGGGCAAGGCUAGGAAUAAGAAGAUUCAAACUGAUGAAUUAUCGGAGGUUGGAAGUGAGGGAGCGACGGGAACGAGGAGGAGUACGAGGGAGACCAGGAAUAAGAUGCCGGUGUAUAGGGGGCAGUCUUUGAAUGUACUUUUAGGAAGGAUAAAGAGUUCAGCUGGGAAGAAGAGAAAGGCUGGGGAGAAGGUCAAGGAGGGCGAAGUGGUUGAAGGUGAUGUAGGAAAUGAAGAGCUGGGCGAUGCUAAAGAUGGGGUCAGUGCCAAGGUUAAGAGGAGGGGGAGUAAAAUGGUGUGAAUUUCGGUUUUAGUUAUUUAAAUGGGAGCUCCUUGUAGUCAACGUUCAAGCAAAUUGAGUUUAUAACAAGAACAAAGAUUGUUACUAGCAAGAAAGGUUGUUCGACAAUGAAACAACAAGUUAAUCAUCGACAAUCUAGGCUACAACAAUGAAAACAAUAUCUAUUGUCCAUCA